CGGACCAGUUGGUGACUGCAGAACAAGCAUUUGCCCUUAAACUUGCAUUUAGCUAGUGUAAUUGACCUCAUCUGUCAUUAUAAUUAAUUAUUAUUUAGCGAUACGGAUAUAUCAACAUCACAAUGUCUCUUGCGGCAGAGGCUUUCGUGUCGCAGAUGGCAGCUGCUGAGCCUUGGCCUGAAUCUGCCACCUUGUACCAACCGCUGAAGGAGGAUCAGAUUUUGCUGUCAGACUGCGCCUCAUCUCUUGCAGUUCAGGCCUACCUCAGGAUGUGCGGUCUACCAGUGCAGGUGGUUUGCAGAGCAAAUGCUGAAUACAUGUCACCCUCUGGUAAGAUUCCCUUCAUCCACGUCGGGAACCAGGUGGUGUCAGAACUGGGGCCGAUAGUGCAGUUCACCAAAGCUAAGGGUAAUUCUCUGAGCGAAGGCUUAGACGAUGUUCAGAGAGCUGAAAUGAAAGCGUACAUGGAGCUGGUCAACAACAUGCUGCUUACUGCUGAGUUGUACAUCCAGUGGUGUGAUGACCCUACAGCUGCUGAGAUCUCACGUCCCAGAUACAGCAGUCCUUACUCGUGGCCUCUCAGUAACAUCCUCGCCUAUCAGAAGCAGUGGGAGGUUCGCAGGAAGAUGAACGCCAUCGGCUGGGGAGGGAAAACCCUGGAGCAGGUUUAUGAAGACGUGAGUCAGUGCUGCCAGGCUCUCUCCCAGAGGCUGGGAACGCAGCCAUACUUUUUUAAUAAACAGCCUACGGAACUGGAUGCAUUGGUGUUUGGUCACCUCUUCACCAUACUGACCACCAGACUGACCAGCACUGAGCUGGCAGAGCGGAUCAAGAGCUACAGCAACCUGUUGUCCUUCUGCAGACGCAUCGAACAGACCUACUUUGAAGACAAGAGCUCUUGAAGGAAUGAAACCUCUCUGUAUUAUCUCAUCUUGUACAUUCGGCCCAUCCUUCUCUCAUUCCCUCACUGUAGCACCAAGAAGCUAAAAACUGCUUCUAUUCACAUACCCUUCCCUUCGUGAUUCUUGCUUUCCUUCUCCCUUUUGCUUCGUACCUGUACAUAGUUGCAUGCUGCUGAUAGGAGUCCAGAGGAACCAGUAUUAGGAUUAGUCCACUGCACAUAGAUUAAAAAUACAUGAAAGUACCUUAAAAUCACAGUAAAGAUUAUUCUUAGGGUAUUACUAACCCAGAUAUAACAUCUAAAAAGAUGUUUCCAAGUUAAACACAGAAUGUAUAAUGACAUUCACGAGAAAACGCUGUCUGAUCUGAAUAACUCUUUUAGUUGAAGUGUUUCAGAAAGCCAUCAAAUGAGUUUUCAACAGACCAUGGAGCCUUUACAUUUCCAGCAUUAUGGGAAUUAAAUAAGAAUACUUAUGACAGUAAUGCAACUCUUCACGGAUCCCAGAAGGAGGUCAGAAGUCAAGGUUAGCUGCAGAUGAUCUGACAGGGAUUCAGUGUCAGGCUUAUGGACACCUGAGUAGUAUGGAUGCUUCCCAAAACAGGCCUAAUUUAUAUGCUCUUACUGUUGUCAUUGAUGCUCUCUGUUACACGGGAACUCUGUCUACUCUGACAUGUAUCAUAGUACAUUUAUAAAUGCCAACAGGCUCAGAGCGGUUGGAUUUCACAGCUGUGUGACAUGGCUGCCUUUCAGAAGGCAGACUGAGACUUGAACUGGGUUUGAGAUCAAACGGCUCGCUUUUUUUUUCUUCCCUUCCAAGAACUUUAGAAGCUUGUAAAAAAUGUGAGGCAGUGUUGGCAUAGUUGUUUUUCUUCUGUACAAAAAAGACAGGAACAUAAUGAUGAAGAUGUGACUUAAUCCUUAGUUUUUCCACCAUUGUUUGCUUUGUGUGAAUUAAAAGUGCCUACAGAAUAAAAGUCAUUAAAUCAUUUAACAUA
Perca flavescens (yellow perch) is the source of this 1896-nucleotide messenger RNA. It is a transcript of the gene mtx2, whose product is annotated as metaxin 2. The record is from RefSeq and is a predicted model, not a curated record. Lineage: Eukaryota; Metazoa; Chordata; Actinopteri; Perciformes; Percidae. The transcript is spliced from 10 exons. Gene Ontology annotation, cellular component: cytoplasm; SAM complex. Bases 123 to 902 code for a protein of 259 amino acids. Gene Ontology annotation, biological process: mitochondrion organization.